This is a messenger RNA of Myodes glareolus (Bank vole), 5258 nucleotides long. NCBI's taxonomy places the organism in Eukaryota, Metazoa, Chordata, Mammalia, Rodentia, Cricetidae. The record is from RefSeq and is a predicted model, not a curated record.
CCCCUCCCCCCAGCGGGCGGGAACAGGAUGUGAGCCCGAGCGGCGGCAAGGGGGAGGGGAAGCCUCGGGCGGCCGCCCCCCGCCCCACAUCUGGGACCUGAUUCUCCCCGCCCCAGAUGCGGCGCCGCCGCCGCCCCCGGAGCCCCGGGGCAACUAUCGGGGAGCCCAAGACUGACAGAGUGUCGGACCCGGGCGUCCGGGAUCUCUAUCCCGGUCUUUAAGAGACUCGCAAGUCCAGACUCCCGCGCCGGGACCUCUGAUGCCCAGCGCCUCCUCUUGAAGGAGCCACGGGUCCCGGACGUCAGCUCUGAGGCUAGAGGCCCGUCCCUGCACCAGGCUGAAGACCGUAGGAUCCGUGGCCGCGCAUCCCCCCCGCACCUGGGGCUCUAACUCUUGAGUCCAAGACCGCCUCCUGGAGCCACUUGGGGACCGGACCUCGCUCCUCGACUUAGGGCUGCAGCAUCCAUCACUUCCAAGAGACGGAGGAGUUUGCGAGUCCUUGCGCUCCCUCCGGAGGUGACUUCAUCCCUGCCCCUAAACUCCGGAAUCCCGGGCCCCCUACCAUACACAGCCCUACCUAGAAGACUCAGGAAUUUGUGUACCCAGCGCCCCCGUCUGAGACUCGAGUGGAGGGUUGCAGCAUCUUCCACUUAGAACACCGAGACUUCGGACUCUGGAUCCCAACUCUCCCCGGAUUCUGGAGUCUGAGACCCCCAAGUUCACGACCCUGAGUCCGGGAUGUGAGCCUCCUCAGGGACCGCGCGUUACGGUCCAGACGCGCCGGACUCCCGACCCUGGGGCCCGCAGCUCCCCGGGAGGUCCGAGUUGUGCCACUCAGCCAUGCCCGAGGGAGCCCGGAGACUCAGUCCGUCCAAACCCAGCCUUAGGCUCGGGUGUGGCCACCAAGGUGAAGCUUGCGACUGCGCAGCUGUGAACGAUACUCCGACAGCAGCCCCGGCAGCCCCCACCAUGGCUUCCCCGAGGGGUUCCGGCAGCUCCACCUCCCUGAGCACUGUGGGCUCUGAGGGGGACCCAUCACCAACCUGCUCAGCCUCCAGGCCAGAGCCCUUGCCAGAGCCCCCCAUACGUCUGCACCUGUUGCCCGUGGGAAUCCAGGACUCGGUGAAACCCUCAAGGCUGGAGCGAGUGGCCAAGGAGAUCGUGGAGACAGAACGGGCAUAUGUCCGGGACCUUCGCAGCAUUGUGGAGGACUACCUGGGUCCCCUGAUGGACGGCAGGGCCCUGGGGCUGAGCAUGGAGCAGGUGGGCACGCUGUUUGCCAACAUCGAGGACAUCUAUGAGUUUAGCAGUGAGCUGCUGGAGGACUUGGAGAGCAGCAACAGUGCUGGGGGCAUCGCCGAGUGCUUUGUGCAAAGGAGCGAGGAUUUUGACAUCUACACAUUGUACUGCAUGAACUACCCGAGCUCCCUGGCCCUGCUCCGAGAGUUGUCGCUGUCUCCGCCAGCCACUCUGUGGCUGCAGGAACGUCAGGCCCAGCUCCGUCACUCCCUGCCUCUGCAGAGCUUCUUGCUGAAGCCUGUUCAGCGCAUCCUGAAGUACCAUCUGUUGCUGCAGGAACUGGGCAAACACUGGGCAGAGGGCCCAGACACCGGAGGGCGAGAGAUGGUAGAAGAAGCUAUUGUGUCCAUGACCGCAGUGGCCUGGUACAUCAACGACAUGAAGCGCAAGCAAGAGCAUGCAGCACGCCUUCAGGAAGUGCAGCGGCGACUAGGUGGCUGGACUGGCCCCGAGCUCAGUGCCUUUGGAGAACUGGUGCUGGAAGGCACCUUCCGUGGAGGCGGCGGGGGAGGCCCUCGGCUGCGAGGGGGUGAACGCCUGCUCUUCCUGUUCUCCCGGAUGCUGCUUGUGGCCAAACGGCGGGGGCCUGAAUACACCUACAAGGGCCACAUUUUUUGCUGUAACCUGAGUGUCACUGAGACGCCUCGGGACCCCUUAGGAUUUAAGGUGUCGGAUCUGACCAUCCCCAAACACAGACACCUGCUCCAGGCCAAGAACCAAGAAGAGAAACGGCUGUGGAUCCAUUGUCUCCAGCGCCUCUUCUUUGAGAAUCACCCGGCUUCCAUCCCUGCCAAGGCAAAGCAAGUUCUUUUGGAGAACAGCCUGCACUGUGCUCCAAAAAGCAGAUCUAUCCCAGAGCCCCCAAAGUCCCCACUGGACUCUCCCCGCCCUCGGGACGCUCGAAGUUUCACCCCUGGCAGAAGAAACCCAGCUCCGUCUCCAGGACUCUCCGGCAGUCGUCGUGGCCGCAGGAAGUCUGGUGAGUACUCACCCCUUCAAGGGGACCCAGGGACCCAAGGGCCUGGCCUCCUGAUACCCUGUGUCCCUCCCCCAGAGCCAGCAAAGGAAUCUUAUGUCAUUCUUCCCCAGAACGAGAAGCCUCAAGUCAAGCAUGCUGGCAGUGAAGGGGAGCUCCAUCCCCCACCUGAGUUGCAGCCACCCAUGUCUGUUUCUGGUCCCCCUGAAGACCUGGAGGAUGCUGGACCUCCCACAUUGGAACCAUCGGGAACCUCCAUCACUGAGGAAAUUCUAGAGUUGCUUAACCAGAGAGGCCUCAGGGACCCAGGGCCAGCCACCCACGACAUUCCCAACUUCCCCAGAGACUCCAGGGUGCCAGUUGAAAGCGAACCCCUCCCGUUCCAAGCCUUGCCCAGCCGAGAGUCUUCAGAAGAGGAGGAGGAAGAGCUGGAGGCAGAUGAACGGGAGCCAUCUCCACUCCAUGUCUUAGAGGGGCUGGAAGGUUCCAGUCCAGCUGAAAUUCCCUGCAUACCCAGCCUUACCAAGAUUCCCAACGACACGCCCAGCCUUCCAGAAAUUCCCGAGGUUCCCUGCCUUCCAAGCCUCUCUGACAUCCCUGGUGUUUUUGAGAUGCCGUGCCUUUCACCCAUGUCCAGUGUCCCUGACAUCCCCAGCUUGGCCAGCACCCCCUCCUUCCCUUGUGGCUCCUGGCUCCCUGGACCCCUGCAGGAGUCUGCCCAGCCUCUAGCCACCAGGAGGGAACUGUCGACUGAGAGCAGUCCGGGAAGACUGGGCGAGCCACCCUCAGAAAGCAGAGAGGGGCAGGAGGAAGACGCAGAAGGCAUGUUGUUUCCAGCUGUGCAGACCCAGGGUGGCACCCAAGUCCAAGGAUUCCCGGAGGAACUGGAAUAUCGCUCUUGUUCAGAAAUCCGAAGCGCCUGGCAAGCGCUGGAGCAGGGGCAGCUGGCCCGGCCUGGCUUCCCAGAACCUCUGCUGAUCCUGGAGGACUCUGAUCUCAGUGGAGGCAGCACUAGCGGGAAGGCAGGAAUGCCACAUUCCGAUCGCUCAGCGUCCAGGGUGCGAGAGCUGGCUCGGCUCUACAGUGAGCGGAUUCAGCAGAUGCAGCGAGCCGAGACGAGGGCAUCCACCAAUGCACCCCGCCGCCGACCUCGAGUCCUGGCCCAACCCCAGCCAUCCCCCUGCCCACCCGAGGAGGAGGCUGAGCCAGGGCCCCUGCCUGCUUUUGGACAUGUGCUUGUGUGUGAACUGGCCUUCCCACUGAACUGUGCCCAGGAGUCUGUCCCUCUGGGCCCUGCUGCUCUCGUUCAAGCUGCCACACCUUUGUCUGAGCAAGGAGUUCACCUGAAUGGCCAGAGUCUAAAUGUUUCGGAUUUGCCCAGGCAAGACCAUCUAGGCAGCUGCAUUCCACCUGUUCCUUUACCUGGGCAAAGCGACUUUGAGAGCAUCCAGGUUCCAUCCAUAUCCCCUUUGCCCAAGCAAGAAGAUUCUCCAGAUGUCCAGGUACCAGCUGCCUCCGCUUUGCCUGAUCAGAGUCAAGUUCCAGCUGCCGCUCCUUCAAUGGAUCAUAGAGACUAUAUGGAAAUCCAGGUGCCGUCCACCAGUACCUGCCUUCCUGGGCAAGAGUGUCACACUGAACUCCAAAUGCAAACCACUAUGGCAUUGCCUAACCAGGGAGCUUGUGCUAGCGUCGUGAUUUUAACCACCCCCCUCUUGCCCAAGCAAGAGGGUCACGAAGACAGCCAACAGUCAAACAGUGCCCCAGGAAGUGAGCAGAGAGAGGUCAGCAUUGAUCAGGGCCCAGUUGCCGUCGGGGGCCAAGCUGUCAGCCCUUUACCAAUAUACACAAGCAGCCCUGACCAUCAGAUCCCAGUCACCAUCUCCCGGCCAUUGUCACCUGACCUCCCAGACUUCGAGGGUCCUGGCGCCUUACCUCUCCCUACACAGGGAGGUCAUCCGGACUGCUGCAUCCCAUGCAGCCCUCUGCCGCCUUUGUCCCAAGACACUGAGAUGCCAACUACCAUACCCAUGUCCCAGCCCCAAGUCCUCGCAGACAUCAGGGCAGAAGCUCCCCAAUUGUUCCCCAAGCAGGAGGGAGCUCCAGAUUCUCGGGGUCCAGAGUCCAGCCUCACAGACAUACCACCUUCUGGACUCUCACCUUCUCCACUGGGCCAGCAGAACCCCACAGAUGGCCAUGUUUCAGGGGCCACACAUUUUACCGAACAAGGAUGCUCUCAGGACCUUCAAGGCCUAGUAACCACCCCGAUUCCCACCACCGUGGAGUUAUCCAAACCAAGAGGCCAUUUGGUCUCUCCUGUUGUCAAGUCAGAGUCUUCAGACUCAACCCCACUGCAAAGCCCCUCACUCUCCACUCGCCAGCUCCUGGGCCCCAGUGCAGCUGCCCUCUCAAGGUACCUGGCAGCUUCAUAUAUCAGCCAGAGCCUGGCUCGGCGUCAGGGACCUGGUGGAGACAGCCUGGUAGCCUCCCAGGGUCACUGGUCCUCCUCUGCCCCCACAUCACGGGCACCUUCACCACCACCUCAGCCCCAGCCCCCAGCCCCUCCAGCCAGGAGGCUCAGCUACGCCACCACAGUUAGUAUCCAGGUAGGUGGUGGUGGGCGGCUACGGCCAGCCAAAGCCCAGGUUCGGCUGAACCACCCUGCUCUCCUGGCAGCCCCCCACCCGGGAGCCUGUGGGCCUUCCCAAGGCCCAGGGGGCUCCUGAUGCCCCUUCUCAUAUGUAAGCCUGGACAUUGGGCUUCCUAAGCUUCAAGAACUUUCCCAUCCAGAGUCAGGACACGGGUCUGGACAUGGCUGCAGCUUUCCAGGCCCUGGGAUCUGUGUUCAUAGAUGGCCGGCCCUUCUGAGGUCACGGUUAUUUUGUUAAUUAACUUUAUGAAAUGCUGUGUGUUUUGCCAUUCUUGAGGUAGUGGGAGAUGUAAAACAUGAUAAAUGGGAAGGGCUGAUGUGGCCCAAGUGUGAAAA